UUUACAUCUUCAAGUCUUACACUCUCAAAAAUCUCAAAUGGCUUCUAUUUUCAACAUUCUUUUCCUCACUCUCUUCCUUGCCCUAGCUUUCCAAGUUGAUAUUGUAGCUUAUGGACAGCCUUGUGCUUUGAGUGCCAUUGAGGUUAAACAAACCAAAACAUCACGCUCAGCGUGGAAUGUUACCGUGACCAACAACUGUAUUUGUACUCAAUCACAAGUGAAGUUCAAUGUCAAUGGAUUUAAAUCAAGCACACCUGUUGAUCCAGCAAUAUUUAGCCAAGAUGGACUUCUCAUUCAAGGAGCACCACUUUAUGGAUUUAAAUCUGUCUCCUUCACUUAUUCUUCUGAUUCCCAAUUUGCGUUUACACCAAUUUCUUCCCAAGUUGCAUGUUCUUAGAUGUUAGAACUAUAUGAUAAUGUUAAACAAAAAUAAAGUAGUUACGGAUUGUAGAAGUUUUGAAACCACUAAGAGGUGUUAUAUUAGAUUGUAAUA
Vicia villosa (hairy vetch) is the source of this 493-nucleotide messenger RNA. RefSeq lists its product as uncharacterized. The transcript has 2 exons. Gene Ontology annotation, biological process: cell fate determination. The coding region runs from base 38 to 397 and encodes 119 amino acids. Lineage: Eukaryota; Viridiplantae; Streptophyta; Magnoliopsida; Fabales; Fabaceae. The record is from RefSeq and is a predicted model, not a curated record.